Messenger RNA from Tachyglossus aculeatus (Australian echidna), 973 nucleotides. RefSeq names its product insulin like growth factor binding protein 4 (gene IGFBP4). Gene Ontology annotation, molecular function: insulin-like growth factor I binding; insulin-like growth factor II binding. The record is from RefSeq and is a predicted model, not a curated record. Lineage: Eukaryota; Metazoa; Chordata; Mammalia; Monotremata; Tachyglossidae. Bases 149 to 946 code for a protein of 265 amino acids. Gene Ontology annotation, cellular component: extracellular region. The transcript is spliced from 4 exons. Gene Ontology annotation, biological process: regulation of insulin-like growth factor receptor signaling pathway.
AGCUGGACCCCUCCGAGCCCUCUUUGGCCGGCCCCGGGGAGCAGGGGAAGGAUGCAGCAGCAGCAGCAGCGGUCUCCUCCCGCCUCCUGAGCCCCCCAGCUCGGCUCCCCCGCUCCGGGCCAGGCCGCUGUGCCCUCCCACCCCAGCCAUGCCCACCGGGAGGGCAGGCUGCUGGCCGCCCCUGCUGCUGCUGCUGUGCUGGACGCCGGCGGGGCCCGCCCGGGGCGACGAGGCCAUCCACUGCCCGCCCUGCUCCGAGGAGAAGCUGGCCCGCUGCCGGCCGCCCGUGGGCUGCGACGAGCUGGUCCGGGAACCGGGCUGCGGCUGCUGUGCCACCUGUGCCCUGGGCCGGGCCAUGCCCUGCGGCGUCUACACCGCCCGCUGCGGCUCCGGCCUGCGCUGCUACCCGCCCCGCGGCGUGGACAGGCCGCUGCACACCCUGAUGCACGGCCAGGGAGUUUGCACGGAGUUGGCCGAGAUAGAGGCGAUGCAGGAGGGCCUGCAGCCCGCGGACAAGGAGGAGAGCGAACACCCCAACAACAGCUUCAGCCCCUGUGGCCCCCAGGACCGCAAGUGCCUCCAGAAACACUUCGCCAAACUGCGCGCCGGGAGCAGCAGCAGCAUCAGGAUGAGGAGUGGCCUGGGGGGGCCCCACCGGGAGGAGACCCGGCCUCUGAUCCAGGGAUCCUGCCAGAAUGAGCUGCACCGGGCCCUGGAACGGCUGGCAGUCGCCCAGACCCGCACCCACGAGGAUCUGUACAGCAUCCCCAUCCCCAACUGUGACCGGAAUGGCAACUUUCACCCCAAACAGUGCCACCCAGCUCUGGACGGGCAGCGGGGCAAGUGCUGGUGUGUGGACCGGAAGACUGGCGUCAAGCUGUCCGGGAGCCUGGAGCCAAAGGGGGAUCUGGAUUGUCACCAGGCGGCUGACGGGUUCCGGGAAUGAACCCCUCCAUAGGGCUCGGGGGAUGGA